GUCAGACGUGAGGCGGGUGGUGAACAACCGAGUCCUCAUAAAAACGGAUCCGAAGAAGAAAGUUACCUGUUACAGUUACACUAAGUCCUACACAUAACACAUUGCCUUCGUAAUUCUUGUACCAGACAGCCAGUAUUUUUUCACACAAACACUAUUUUACGCGCACAAAUUACGACUGUGUAAUAUGUGUUUAACUGUUUAGGUCACAGAACAAUGUGAAAAAAUGUUCUAUGGAGGACUAGGCUAAACCUCUAAAUAUAACUUGUAAAGAGCUGUGUUUCACGAAUCAUCCUAAUAUUAUAAGAGUUUUGAACAAAAGAAUUCUUUUUCCUUGCACUACUAGACUACUAGAGUGCAGACUACUGAAUAAAUAUUUUUGGUUGAUGUGGCUAAUUCUGACCUACCUACUGUUGUGCUGCAUCUUGGCCACAUGAAAAUACCAAUUCAGUUUUCACACAAGGAUGGAGAAAAGGAAUGGGUGAUGCUGGAGCUUCAAGGUGACCUAGAGUGCCGCAAUAAUGAAGCAUUGGCUCAAAAUUUUAUGGGCGAUCUUCACUACAAUGAUGAGGGCGUUCCCGUGCUUAUCAUUGGGCAUCACAUCAUGUACGGCAAGAUGAUCAACCUCGAUUUACCUUUCGCAGUCUUGGACAAGUCAGAAUGUGAAGUUAAUUCUCAGCAAUUAUCAGAAGACUGUCGUAAUAAUACUAAUCGUACUUCUUAUAAAGUUAUUGCUAUUGUUAGAAAAAAGCUUUUAUUCAAAACCCGGCCUAAGCCGAUUGUGGCCCUUGCAGGAAGCACUGCUUGACUUGUUCAUAAUAAAUUAUUUUUUAUCAAUUAAUCGUUUACUGAUUUAAAUUUUUUGUCAAACCUGACGGGAAGUGCAUUUAAUUCCAUGUAUUGAGGAGCCAUGUUCAAACUUUUCAUUCUGCAGGUGUAUGAAGCAAUCCAUUUUGUAAGUCACUUGACUGUCAUUUAUAGCUUGAUUCUAUGUUUUAUAUAUUCUGAUCUAUGGUGGAAGCAUUAAUGCUUAGCUUCUUCAAUACAACAUUUGUGUGCGAUAGACAUUUCAGAUGACGACUUUGUGGGAACAUACCUGAUUUUAGAGUGUGCUCUGAUUUAGACAAGCCAUAUUUUCGGCCUUUUCGUAUCGAAUAAAUGUUUUAUAGGAUCAGAACAGUUAAGCUGCUUGGUUUCUAAAUCUUGAUUAUUGACGAUA
This is a messenger RNA of Hyalella azteca, 1216 nucleotides long. RefSeq names its product chromosome transmission fidelity protein 8 homolog. Lineage: Eukaryota; Metazoa; Arthropoda; Malacostraca; Amphipoda; Hyalellidae. The coding region runs from base 431 to 805 and encodes 124 amino acids. Gene Ontology annotation, cellular component: Ctf18 RFC-like complex. The transcript is spliced from 3 exons. Gene Ontology annotation, biological process: mitotic sister chromatid cohesion. The record is from RefSeq and is a predicted model, not a curated record.